AUGAAAUCCUUCAUCGUAGCGUGCGCGCUGGUGGCCUGCGCCUUGGCCGGCUCCGACAGCGAGAAGCGCGACAAGAGAGGCUACCUGAGCGGCGGGCUCGGCGGCUACAGCGGCGGCUACAGCGGCGGCUACAGCGGCGGGCUCGGCGGCGGGUACAGCGGCGGGCUCGGCGGCGGCUACGGCGGCCUCGGAGGAGGACACGCGCAAGUCGUCACCGUCAACAAGGUCGUCAACACGCAGCGCGUCGUCGACGUGCCGCAAGUGGUGCACGUGCGCAGAGUGGUCUCCGAGCCCCGAGUGGUGUCCGUGAACAGGCUGGUCAGCAGCGGCAUCGGAGGCUACUCGUCCGGCAUCGGCUCCGGCUACUCGUCCGGCUACUCGUCCGGUAUCGGCUCCGGCUACUCGUCCGGCUACUCGUCCGGCAUCGGCUCCGGCUACUCCUCCGGCCACGGCUGGUGA
Molecule: messenger RNA, 459 nt
Organism: Maniola jurtina (meadow brown)
Lineage: Eukaryota; Metazoa; Arthropoda; Insecta; Lepidoptera; Nymphalidae
Product: keratin, type II cytoskeletal 3-like
Exons: 2
Coding region: 1-459 (152 amino acids)
Source: RefSeq, a predicted model, not a curated record